Molecule: messenger RNA, 5397 nt
Organism: Opisthocomus hoazin
Lineage: Eukaryota; Metazoa; Chordata; Aves; Opisthocomiformes; Opisthocomidae
Source: RefSeq, a predicted model, not a curated record
AUGGACUUCUCAGUGAUUGCUAUUGGAGAUGUACAAAAUGUGCUUUCAGCUAUGCAGAAGAACUUGGAGUGCCCAAUAUGCUUGGAUGUGGUAGAAGAGCCAGUUUCAACAAAAUGUGAUCACGUAUUCUGCAGGUUCUGCAUGUUCAAACUCCUCAGCAAAAAGAAAAAAGGUGUGAUACAGUGUCCUCUGUGUAAGACUGAAGUUACCAAGAGAAGUCUGAAAGAAAAUUCCAGAUUUAAGCAACUAGUUGAAGGAUUGUUGGAAAUUAUCCAUGCGUUUGAGCUUGACACUGGACUAAAGUUUUUAAACAGUCAUCGCUUUCCUAAAACAUCUGCAGAAGCUGCUGCUGCUGAGUUCCUGUGCAAAGAAAGUUCUGUCAUCCAAAGUAAGGGUUUCAGAAACAGGAGAAAAAGUGCUAAAGAAAAUGGACAAGAAAACUACACCUUGCAGGAAGCUAGUGUGGAUACACAGCUUACAGAUACCAGCGUCAAAAGGUGUCCCCUAAGAAACAAAACCCAGAAGUGUGACUUGGAAAAAGGGAUUUAUAUAGAGUUCGGCUCUGAUUCAUCUGAAGAGGUUUUUAAACAGGCAAGCAAUACUGGGUUAGAAGACAAAGAAGUUCUUCAGAUUUCAUCUCAAGAAAAGCUAGAAGAACUUAAGAGUGCUGAGAAGGGGAAUGAAUAUUCUUGCAAUACACAUCCUGACAAGCUGGGUGCUAAAGAAAUAAUUUUACCAAGUGUUGUAGGUGAAAGUGAUUUCUCGAAGGAAGACUUGAGCAAGAAAAGCACUCGGAGCAUCACCUCAUGUGCCAAACCUGGGCAAGUGAAUAUGGCUGAAUACCAGAAUUCUCCUUUAAAUGUUCUUACUGUAGACCUACUCACAGAGCAGUGUGACAGACUAGGUAAUGCCAGCCCCUUAAGGAAUGAGGACACAUCUUUCUUUAAGAACACAGAAGAAAUGAAUGCAGAACAAGCUUGGUGCAAUAGUAAAAGCAAAAAAUUUGACUUAAAAGAUAGUUCAGAGAGCAGGUUGGAUAAAAGCAGGGAUAUAGAUAUUGUUGUACAAAGUGUGGAAGCUAUGGAAAUGUAUGAAUCUCAGAGUGAUUCUUUCCAAGAAAAAGUACUUCCUCUGGAGAAAAUACUUCAGCCAGAGACACUUAACUGUGAUACCCUGAAUCAAGUUUCUAGGAAGAGACUGAAGCGAAGUGUUCAGAAAGUCAAUGAAUGGUUUUCAAAAAGCAAUGAGAUUCUGUCUUCCAGUUGUUCCCAGGAUGAUUCUGUUGGAGCACCUGAUGUUUUGAGUGAAGGAGAUAAGUAUUUAUCAGACAAAGAUUCCUGUAUUUCAGAAAACACUGACCCUAUGGUAGAUUCAAUGGAAAUUGCAUUGGUUCAAGGAAACAAGAGAUGGUCAAAACAAACAGCAGAUACCAUCAAAGACAAAAUAUUUGGGAAAACAUACAAAAGAGAGAGGAAGUCAAAUCCCCCUGUUAUCUUGAGAGAGAUUUUACCUGCUACAAAAAAGGAAGAUGUGUCUGCUAAUGAGAAUUUGUUGAGUAAUUCCAACAAAGACAGACUAAAACGAAAAAGGAAGACUGCCUAUGUCCUGCAACCUGAGGAUUUCAUCAAGAAAAAAGAUACAGAAGAUGCAGAUGGGUACCCUCAAAGUGUUAAUUGGUGCUUUAGAGAUGCUGAGAAGGAAAGAUGUGAUGAAAGUUCUGUUGUUAAUAAGAGUCACCCCUCUGAGAACAGAGAGGAUAAUACACUAGUAGAACUUGAGGAAGGAGGAGGAUCCACGUGUAAAAAAGCUGCUGAAAAGGUGACUGGCAAGGACUGUGAUGGGGAGAUAGAACUGAGUAACUGUGAUCAGAAAAGCACUAAAAAAAGAAGUUUUGCAGCGAAAAGAUGCAGGCGUUCUACUAGAACCAUGUGUUCUCUACAGUUAGUGGAUAGAACCUCUGUUUCCCCUGAUCCAGCUGAGCCACAGAUUGAUAGCUAUCCAAGCAGUGAAGAACCAAGGAAAGUUGAUUCUGAGCAAAGACAAGUCAGGCGCAGCAGGAGACUUCAGUUACUUUCUGAAGAUAGGACAAAACAAACAGGAAAAGUAAUAAAGGGAGCAAGAAAGGGUGACAGUGAUUGUGGAGGGUCUUUCUUUGGAGUCCAAAGGAGUGUGUUAGUUCAAACUUCUGAGUGCAAAGACCUUUGUGAGCCCUGGGGUAUGUUGAGUCACAAGCCACUCACUGAUCUGAAGGGUGGUGAUCUGGACGCAAAUGAAAUACAGAUUAGUCUGAAGAAUUCAUCUGACACUGUAGAAACCAAAAAAAGUCUUUUCAAUCCUCCAUCUUCAUAUCAGCAUUCAAAUUGUAGCUCCUCUGUACCUGAUGCAGGUUCUCAGGAAAUACUAGGUAGCCCUUACCUCCUACACUCUCCUUCAAUGACUCCAGGGGACUUCAGAACUGAAAAGUUGCCAAUGGCUAAAAGUGUUGUGGAAUUGACCAAGGAAUCUGAAGAUAGUGAGUUAGACACACAGUAUCUGCGAAAUAUAUUUAGGCAUUCAAAACGACUGUCAUUUACCCUUUAUUCUGCUCCCAUGAAGGCACGUGCAGAAGAUGCUGCUUCUGAAACUUUAAAGAAGCUAUGUGCUGAUCAGGUAGAAAAUAAGCAUAGCAAAUACUUAAAAACAGAAACAUUGCAAGAAGAGAAAACAACUGCUGAAAGCUCCAGUAGGGUUUGGGAGAAAGAGAAGCUUAAGACCUGUGAAUCUGCUUGUGUUAGUGCUGUGACUUGCUUUGUUGGCAACACUGAAUGUAUGCACACAGGGGAACAUCAAGAAGAUGUUUCACAGGUUGCAAAUCAAGGGAAUCUGACACUGAGAAGAAUGGGUACUGCUGGGACUGAAGACAAGAACAGAUCGCAAAAAGGAGAGCAGGGAAAUGAAAAGACAGUGUCAUCUGACGUAGAGAUAGAAAGGGAGUUGAGACAGAAUCCAAUCAAAAGUAAUAGAAGCCAAAGUGAUCAGAGUAAUACAGAAGACCACAUCUUCCAAAGAACCGAUUUAAACACAGUUGAUGAAAUACGCUUCAGUUCAGAAAGCAAUCAAGGAGGAAAGGCCAAAGUUGUUGAUGGCAAAGGACCAAUACUACAUUUUCAGUCCAGAUCAAUGAUUUGUCCUGCAACUUGUCAGCAAAGGCCUGCUGAAUUCAGCUGUGAAGUCACUGAAAAAAAAUGUAGCGAAAGAGAAAGAAAACAAUUAAAGGGGAAUGAAGAACAAGCAACCCAAACUGCUAGCACAGGGGUGCCCCAGUGUUUAGUUACAGAGGGUCUUGAAGAACCUUGUAAAGGGAAUCGUGAUUUUACAGGUUUGUCUGAAACUCCUGAUGGCUUACUCUGCUCUGAUAUUGAAGAGAACACCAGCUUUUCUGAAACUGAUAGGAAAGAGAGAUCUGCUGUGUUUGUAAAAAGAAGUGACAAUGCCCUGGCAAAAGAAUUGCACAACAGAAAUGUUAUUUCUAAGCCAAGAUCUCGAAGAAAAGCACGGAAACUGCAAUCUUCAGAUGAAGAACCUAGUGAGGAUGAAGAUUUGCCAUGUUUGCAGACAUUAAUAUUUGGCAAAUCAGUAAGCACACCUUUGCAGAUCAAUAAACAAGUGACAGCUGUGGUAGAGUCUUCAGUAAGUCCCAUCACAUUGCCUCACAGUGGAAGUCAUGAUGACAGUAAUGUACAGCAAAUCCCUGAAGCUGCCAUGAGUAAUGGGUGUGGUUCACCAAGCCAGGAGUCGGAAUGCUCCAUCAACUUAUUUUCUUCCCAGUCCAAUGUGUCUGAAGAAUCAGUUGAUAGACCACAAGAGCUGAAGAAACCUUUAAUGCAAGUUCAUACAUCCAAACAAGUGAGCGAUGUGAAUGAGAGUAAAGAAACUCUUCAAAGUUUUGAUGGAGGGCUGAAGAGAAGCAGAACUGACUUCAAAGGUGAAUGCCAAGAAGACCCAAACAUGGAAGCAAACCUAGGUGAAGCAUCUGGAUAUGACAGCGAAACAAGUAAUGUAGAAGAUUCGUGUGAACCAUUCUCUCAGGGUGAAAUCCUUACUACGCAGCAGAAGAAUGCUAUGCAAAAUAACCUAAAAAAACUUCAGCAAGAAAUGGCUGUACUUGAAGCAGUGCUAAAGCAGCAUGAAGGUCAGGACUGUGAAUUUUUACCUAUCCAAAGGGAACUGCUACAUUCGAGAAGUGAAGGAACACUUGGAAUGGAACAAAUGAGAAAAGAAAGAGAAUAUGGAUUUCUGAUUCACAAAAACCUAAAUGGAUUAGAGUUAUUGGUGGUUUGGUCUCCAGAACUGUUGCUUCCAUCUUCUAAAUCUCAUUUGUUAAUGAGAACAGAUUUGGAGAAAGGCCUGCAGUGUGACACUGUUCUGAAGAACAAAGGUCCUUCUGAAAAGACAAAACCUGUGCAGGAAGCAGUGCAAGAAUGUAGUCAGCGUCAGCUUGAAGCAGAAAAUGCAGAUGAGCAGAAGUCUGGGACCACGCUAAAUAGUGCAUCUGUCUUAUCAAAUCUCUCUGGAAAUGUGACCACAAGUCCAAAUAGCUCUUCCUCCUCUGUAAGGCUUCUUAACUCUCACACUGCAGAAGCAACAAAUAGUUCUGUUGUAGCUCAGAAUGCUAAUAAAAGCUGUGCUCGAGAAUGUAAAUCGAAGAGAAGUCUGUGUUUUCCAAUACCUGUUCUGCACAAUGCAGCUGGGAAAGAAAAUGCUACAAGUCCAGUUGUGACUAACAGGAAAGAACUGUCAAUUGUGGCAUCAGGUCUGAAUCAAAGUGAACAUCUGGUGGUCCAGAAGUUUGCAAGAAAAACUCAGAGCACUUUAUCUAAUCACAUUACUGAAGGAACAACCCAUGUCAUAAUGAAAACAGAUAAGGAGCUGGUGUGUGAACGGACACUGAAGUACUUUCUGGGUAUCGCAGGAAAAAAAUGGGUAGUUAGUUAUCAGUGGGUAAUUCAGUCUUUAAAAGAAGAAAGGAUACUGGAUGAGGAGAACUUUGAAGUUAGAGGAGAUGUAAUCAAUGGGAGAAACCACCAAGGUCCUAAGAGGGCUAGAAAGUCUCUUACUGAAAAGAUCUUUAAAGACUUUGAAAUCUGUUGUUAUGGACCUUUCACUGAUAUGACUACAGAACAUCUAGAAUGGAUGGUGGAGCUUUGUGGUGCCUCUGUAGUGAAGCAACUUGAUCAGUUCACACACAAAACAAAUUCUACUGCUGUUGUGGUUGUGCAGCCAGAUGCAUGGAUGGAAGACAUGGAUUAUAGAGCAAUCCAGCAAAAGAACAAUGUUGCCAUGGUGACUCGAGAAUGGGUAUUAGACAGUGUUGCUUGCUAUGAAUGCCAGGAGUUCAGUGCUUACCUUGUGUCCUAA